AUGCGUGGUGGUGUGGCCCAGGCAUCAAUAUUCUUGCUAUCAGCCCUCGCCCCCAUCAUUUGUCAUGGUCUACCAACUUCCACGCAUGCAGUUACACAGGAUGACUUGGUGCUUUUGUGGCGAGAUUCGGAUGGUAUCUACGUCCAAUUCGAAGCAUCAUGUGCUAGUUGUUCGGUGCACAACGAAGAUGUCUGGCCAGUCAACCUGUUCAUAGGGAGCAGGGAUGGCCUCUGUGACAAUGCUACAGUAUCCGUGAAUGGAAGGGAGCUUUCCCAUCGUUGGGAAGGUCAAUCAGCCUCGGGCUCAGGUGUGAUUCCAUCUAGCCCUUAUAAUAGCAGUACCAAUCUACGAGCAACUUGGCACAGUACAUGUGUUACGGCGCCCCUGAGUGCUUCUCCUCGUGGGCUGAAUGUUCGUGUGUUUACUUUUAUAUAUGAUACGGAUCGCAGCCACACCCUUGAAGACGAUGUCGGUUUUACCAUCUCGCUCGGUGAGGAUGAUGAGAUUGAAAUCCUCCGAUUGUCUAAUUUUCCUGUGAGUUUUGGCGAUAUAUCGAAUCAGGGAGCUUGGAAAUAUACCAAUGAUAAUGAUGCCAUCGAUCCGGAUACUGGUUCUAAGAAUUCCGGAAUUUCGCUCGACGUGAAACUGGAAACGGAGCUCCAGAGGUUACAAGUGCUUCAAUAUGAGUUGCAGCAACUAGAGACCUCCGUGGCACUACAAGAAAAGAAGAUCCGCCAGCUACUGAGGCAAGAUUGCAUGCCAUUACUUGCGAAAUGGCAGCAAUGUGAAAACUUUUUCUGCUACUUGAAGUCUUCCUGGCAGAAGGUUCCUGAAUUCUACUGGUCUAUAAGAUAUCGAUUUGGGUUAUUAGCGCCUGGGAGGAUCACCCCGAUCUGCAGUCCUGUUUCUGGGAAACCUUCCAAUCCGGACCAUGAUACCAACGGACAUAAACCAUCGGUCUUACCGUCCCAUGCGGUUCCGACUCCUUCGAAACACGGCGUUCCUACCAGCCUCGGGACGGCGUUACCCUCACCGUCCACCAUCGCUACACCUUCUACAACCACACCAUCGAAACCCAGCAUAACACAUCCACCUCCUCCAAAAUCCGACCUCCCGGACACCACCCCCAACCAUCCCGACCCAAACACUACCGAGGUCGUCCUCCCAAUACCAAUCCGCUCCCCGACCAAAGAAUUCUUCCGAUCAUGCGCAAUCCUCCUACUCGUUGCCUCAAUAAUCGGCCUCUUCUUCCGCAUAAUCGGCCACACAACAGCCUUCCGUCGACGACGACGAGAUCUCGCAUCCAGACGGGAAGAAUUACGAGCCAGACGAGCAUACAGGAAUGCGGCACGACGACUUCGCUGGCGUCAGUGGUGGGAAGGGCGGUCUUAUUUUCAGGCUGCGAGUGUGACGUCGAGUCAUUCCCUUCCUGAGUUUCAUCACGUGCGUGGCACUAUCGACUCGGGAGAGGAGAAUAGAUUGACUUCUCGCGAUAUCGAUAAUAAUGACUCGGUAUCAGAUUUUUCUGCUGCUUCAAAUGAAGAAGAACCUGAGCAGCGCAUGAUGCAAGCCGAGAUUCUGGGACUGCGUCGUGUCCUCGAAUACGUCGGCCAAUUAGUCGGUACCGAUGGAACAUCAACAUCAGCACGUCGUCGAACCCGUUCAAGAUCCCGUUCCGUUCCUCCACCAUAUGAACGGAUAAAUCACAGCAACAAUAAUAAUACCUUGGAGAUCCGCAGAUCAGUCACCCCGGGAGUUAUAUCUGCCUCUGGAGGACCCGGCUCGCCCCGGGGCAGUACCAUGUUCAGUCUUGAGACGGGGUCGUUGGUCACCUUGGAGACUAUUGAUACUUUGGAUUCGGGGACGGCGCCGCCUUCGUAUCAUACAUAG
Messenger RNA from Talaromyces stipitatus ATCC 10500, 1890 nucleotides. RefSeq lists its product as uncharacterized. The record is from RefSeq and is a predicted model, not a curated record. The coding region runs from base 1 to 1890 and encodes 629 amino acids. Lineage: Eukaryota; Fungi; Ascomycota; Eurotiomycetes; Eurotiales; Trichocomaceae. The transcript has 3 exons.